AACUACGUCCAUGGAACGAGGAAUCAGUCUCAGCAAGGCUGAUAUUGUUGAGAAUAUAUUUCUAUGUUUUGAGUCAGUGAAUGGGUCUUGCAUAAGAUCAAUCUUUCCUCCAACAAUACGAGUAUUACUUUAUCUCUUACUUGGCUCAAUGUCUGUUCUCACAGUGUGUGGCAACCUUCUUGUAAUCAUCCCCAUCAUUCACUUCAAACAGCUCCACACCCCAACCAACUACCUCAUCCUCUCUCUGGCUGUGUCAGACCUUCUCUUGGGGGUUUUAGUGAUGCCUCCCAGCAUGGUAUAUUCAGUGGAAAGCUGCUGGUAUUUUGGAGAUUUAUUCUGUAAAAUCUACACCAGCACUGAUGUUAUGUUGAGCAAUACAUCCAUUCUUAACUUGUGUUUUAUUUCUAUUGAUCGGUAUUAUGCAGUGUGUCGCCCUCUCCUUUAUAGAACUAAAAUAACUGUUCACUUUGUUCUGAUUAUGAUGCUGGUCAUCUGGACUGGUUCUGCUAUAGUAGUGUUUGGUAUAGUAUUUUGGGAGCUCAGUACUUGGGGCAUGGAGGAUUUUUACUAUAAUAAUGUUGCCUGUGAGGGAGAAUGUAUUUUCUUUCAAAACAAAGCAUCGAGUACUGCGUCUUUGGUUCUCUCAUUCUACAUCCCAGGAGUAGGGAUGCUUAGCAUCUACCUAAAGAUUUUCCUAGUAGCACAGAGACAGGCACGCUCAAUUCAGGGUACAACCAAUCAGAACUCUGUAGGCAAAUCACAGAGGAAGGCCACCAAAACACUUGCUAUCAUUAUGGGGGUAUUUCUAUCAUUCUGGACACCCUUUUUUGUCAUCAACAGCAUUGAUACUUUUAUUAGUUACUCUACACCACCCAUUUUGUUUGAAACACUUGUAUGGAUUGGCUAUUUUAAUUCAGCUAUUAAUCCCAUGGUGUAUGCAUUCUUCUACAGUUGGUUCAGGAGGGCGUUUAGAAUUAUAAUUUCUGGUCAAAUAUUUCAACCUGACUCUUCAGAAAUACAAUUGUUUUCAGAAUAAGUACAGUGAGCUCCAAAAGUAUUGAGAGAGAGAGAGAGAGAGAGAGAGAGACGUUUUGUUGUUUUGGCUCUGUAUUCCAACACUUUGGAUUUGAAUUGUGAUUUCAUUUGAGGAUAUUUUGAUCCAUAUUGGGUGAAUUGUUUAGAAAUUACAGCUCUUUUUGUACAUAAUCCCCCCAUUUUACUAAAACAAAAGUAUUUGAGCGAAUUCACCUUUGUGUGGAUUAAAGUAGUAAAAAGGUAGGUUUUUGUUCCCAUAUUCAUUGCACGCAACAAUGACUACAUCCAGCUUGGGACUCUACAAAUUCUAUCAAUAGAAAUUAAUGGUAAAUAAUGAAUUGUGUAAUUUUGGUGUUACUUUUACUUUAAAUUAUGAAUGAGAAAGUUACAGACACACAAAUUUCAUACACCCAACACAUGCUAACCUCCCGUUAUUGUAAUGGUGCGAGGUUAGCAUGUCUUGAGGGUAUGAUAUUUGCGCGUUUAACUUUCUCACUCAUCAUUAUUCACAAUUCAUUCAGGAUUAUCCGUAAUCAUGAUAGCAUUAAUGUAGAAGUGUUUAGAAACGGGCCUCCCGAGUGGCACAGCGGUCUAGGGCACUGCAUCACAGUGCUUGAGGCAUCACAGUGCUUGAGGCGUCACUGCAGACCCGGGUUCGAUCCCAGGCUGUUACAACCGGGGGACCCAUAGGACGGCGCACACCUCCCCCGGGUUAGGGGAGGGUUUGCCCAGGGGAGAGCUUUACUUGGCUUAUCAAGCUCUAGUGACUGACUCUGGUCAUCAGUUGAACGGUGUUUUCUCCAACACAUUGGUGCAGCUGGCUUCUAGGUUAAGUGAACGGGUGUUAAGAAGCACGGUUUGGCAGGUCAUGUCAACCUUCGCCUCCCGAGCCCAUUGGGGAGUUGCAUCGAUGAGACACGAUUGUAAUUGGGGAGAAAAAGGGAGUAAAAUCUAACCACAAAAUAAGUGUUUAGAAACAUAUUAUAUAAUAUAACCACAAAAUAAGUGUUUAGAAACAUAUUAUAUAAUAUAACCACAAAACAAGUGUUUAGAAACAUAUUAUGUUAUUAUUUACAAUAAAACAUGACUCCAAAAUGAGACAAUACAUUAAGUACCAUUCUAAUCUAAUGUGAAACACAAACCGAGAAAAAAAAUGCAAAUGCAUCCAACAAAUUUGUAGAGUCACAAGCUGGAUGUAGUCAUUGUGUGCCAUGAAUAUGAGACCAAAAACAUAACUGUUAACUACUAUAAUACACAUAAGUGAAUUUGUCCCAAUACUUUUGGAGCUCACUGUAUGUCUAAAACCAAUACUGACAAAGAAGUGUGACAUGUGCCUUUGUUCUCAGUCCUUUAUUAAACCAUAUCAGACACAGGUGUGUAGGUUUAAAAAACAAGUAUGAUCCAGUUGGCCCCAAAACAUGAAAUCAAUCCAUGUAAUCUAGUAGGAGGUAGUCUCUCCUCUCCCAUAUCUUAUACACACACACAGUACAUUGUUAUAGGAUCUCUGUGGAUGUCGUAUCCUUUCAGUUUUGUAUGAAUUGUUUUGUAACUCCAGCUGAAUGAUGUUGUCUAAAUGACAUGGUGAACAUGUUUGCACUUAGGUGAUAUUAUUGAAAUAAAGAUGAUUUUUGU
Messenger RNA from Oncorhynchus keta (chum salmon), 2667 nucleotides. RefSeq names its product trace amine-associated receptor 1-like. The record is from RefSeq and is a predicted model, not a curated record. Gene Ontology annotation, cellular component: membrane. The coding region runs from base 11 to 1036 and encodes 341 amino acids. Gene Ontology annotation, biological process: adenylate cyclase-activating adrenergic receptor signaling pathway. The transcript has a single exon. Gene Ontology annotation, molecular function: trace-amine receptor activity. NCBI's taxonomy places the organism in Eukaryota, Metazoa, Chordata, Actinopteri, Salmoniformes, Salmonidae.